AUGCAGGCAGAUAUGGACCAUUCACUGUGCGAUGCUGUGGCUGCUGCUGCUGUCCCUGCUGGGAAGAUGAGUGGGGGACUGGGAAAGGGACUGGCAGGACGGGACCAAGCUACCUCUCAUUUCUUUACAGGGUCCCUGACUCAAGAUCCAAGAUACUGGCUGACAGUGCCCAAGUUGGUGACAGUGGAGGAAGGCCUGUGUGUCCGUGUGGCCUGCAGUUUCUCCUGUCCCUCUAGGUACUAUUCUCAAUCUGUCUUUGGCUCCUGGUUCCAAGAAGGGGCCAAUCUACAUGAAGGCUCUCCAGUGGCCACAAAUGACCCCAGACAAUUAGUAAAGAAUGAAACACAGGGCCGAUUCCAUCUCCUUGGGGACCCACAGAAACAUGACUGUUCCCUGCUCACCAGAAAUGCCAAGAAAAGUGACAUGGGAGUGUACUUCUUUGGAGUAUUUGAAAAACCCUUUAUAAGAUAUAAUUACAGAGAAAGCUAUCUGUCACUGCAUGUAACCAUAAGUAAUGAAAGUCCUGACAUCAUGAUCCCGGGGAAGCUGGAGGCUGGCCAUCCUAGUAACCUGACCUGUGAGCAGGGCACACCCCCCACCUUCUCCUGGAUGUCAGCUGCCCUCAUCUCCUUGAGCCCCAGGACCACAAACUCCUCAGUUCUGACUCUCACACCUCAGUCUCAGGACCAUGGCACCAAUCUCACCUGUCUGGUGACCUUCUCUGAAGCAGGUGUCCCUGUGGAAAGGACUAUCCAGCUCCAAGUUACUUGGAAAUCGGGUCAGAUGGCAGAGGUGGUCCUGGUGGCUCUGGGUGAGACAUCUGUCAAGGCUCUGCUUCUUGGGCUGUGUCUCACACUUCUGAGUGUGAUGUUCUGCAGAAAGAAAUCAGCAAGGCUGUCACUGCAGGUGGACUAUGAAGAUCCCAUCAAGACUCAUCAGCAGGACUCCAAGAUGCACAGUCACCCUAAGAAUCCAAGACCCUCACAGGGGGACUCACCUUAGGAACAUAGCAGUAUUUGAACUAACUCCCUAGGUUUCAUGGGGGUGAGGCCUCAGGAGUACUCAGAGAUCCAAACCCACCAAGAAAUUGUCAGGAGCACUGCUCUCAUGUGA
This is a messenger RNA of Peromyscus leucopus (white-footed mouse), 1113 nucleotides long. RefSeq names its product myeloid cell surface antigen CD33. The record is from RefSeq and is a predicted model, not a curated record. Gene Ontology annotation, biological process: cell adhesion. Gene Ontology annotation, cellular component: plasma membrane. Gene Ontology annotation, molecular function: sialic acid binding. NCBI's taxonomy places the organism in Eukaryota, Metazoa, Chordata, Mammalia, Rodentia, Cricetidae.